Messenger RNA from Armigeres subalbatus, 2356 nucleotides. RefSeq names its product DNA ligase 1. The coding region runs from base 145 to 1992 and encodes 615 amino acids. The record is from RefSeq and is a predicted model, not a curated record. The transcript is spliced from 5 exons. NCBI's taxonomy places the organism in Eukaryota, Metazoa, Arthropoda, Insecta, Diptera, Culicidae.
AUUUUUUUGUUUAUUAUUAUUUUGUUUAUGUUUACGUGAUUUAAUUUUGUCUCGGUCUCGCUGCGUGAUCACUUCGAAGCUAUUUAGAUUUUUUUACUCGAGUCUGAAUAAAGCGGUGUUUCAUAAAAUAUUUUCCCAUACAAAAUGCCUACACAGAAAAAGAAAUUGAAGAAAGUUAAACCUGAUCCAUUGGCAACUACGGUAGUUCCGGUCCAAAUCAAAGCCGAACCGCUCGAUAUCAAGCCGCUGAGUGCGUUCGUCGAAGAUCGAGUGGAACUUAUCAGACAAGCGUUUUCUUGCCUGAAACCGAAGGAGGUGAAAUGUCUGGUUCCAGAUUUUCUUCAGGGCAAAUCGAUCGAAUCGCUCCAGGAAAGUUGUCUGGAUGAAUUGCUCGGAAUAUCAACAAAACGACUGCUGGCGAUUUUAAACAAUACAAAAUGUCCCACGGAUACCGAAUCGUCGUCGGAUGAAGAUGAGAAAAUUGUCGAACAUAUAUCUUUGGAUGAAAUUUCAUCGGAUUCGGACGUAGAAAUUGCUAAACCAAUAGCAAAGAAGGUUAAGUCGAAAGAUGUGAAGUCCAAAAAAGUCAAAGAACCAGAGGUCAAAAAUGUGAAGUUGAUUAGCGACAAACCAAAUAAAAAUGGUGACAAGAAAAGUGAAAAGGAGAUGACUGUAUUGGAGCUAUUGGAGCUGCAAGCACGUGCUAGAGCUAUUCGUUCACAGUUGGCUCUAGAACCAGUAACAAAAAUUGAAUUAGACUCAGACCAGGAUGGAGAUAACGUGUCUGAUCCAGGGAAGAUAAUAGAACAGCUAAAUAGUGGAAAUACAAAGGCGGUGGGGAAUAACAACACAAAAAAAUCACCCCCGAAAGAACAGUCAAAGCGAGUGCGAUUGAAAAGAAACUUCCGCAUUCGCCAAGUAGGUGAUGAAGAUUUUCCUGAAGAAGUGUCGCAAAGCUCAAUCCCUGAACCACAACCAGAGCGUAAAUCUAGAAGUCAAUCUAAGGAAAAGGAAGAGGAGAUAAAACCAUUGGUUCACCAGCAAACAAAACAAGAUGAGGAAACAAAAGAAUCAAAAAGCAGAGAUAGCUCGCCUGAAGUUAUUCCUGUAAUACCCAGUCCUGAAACACUUUGCAUAUCCUCCGAUUCUGAAGACGAGAAAGCGAGAAAAGUUAAAUCUUCAAUUUUUGUCGAUAACAUUGAAGAGUUGGAAAAACAAAUAAAAGAGAAACAAGCGCAAUCUUCUCUUACGAAAUCAGAUCACAAAGAUGAACCGGAGGAAGGGGAAUUGACCGAAGAGGACAAAUCGCCAAAACGAUGCAGAAAGGACUCUGUGAAGUCAAAUGCGGCAAAUAAUGAAAAAACUCCUAUAGAAUCCCCUAAGGAGAUGAAAGGUUUAGAUCUGGAGGAAGAACUCGAUUACGAAGUGCGAGAAGUUUCGGAUUCAGAACCAGACGCUAGUAAUCCAGGGAAUAACGAUUCAACUAAAACCGAAACAGAAGGCGUUGGAAAUGAGCCACGUGAAGAAAACGACAGCGGCGAAAGUGAACCCGAAUGCGAUAGCACAGAUGAUGACACUAAGAAUAAAUCCUCUAGCGAGGCGGAUGACGAUCACGAUCCCGAUAUCGUCGAAAUACAUGACUCCAGUGAUGAAACGUUGCUGGAACAAAAGCUGGCUGAAGACGAAACGGAAAAAUCGUGGGGUUCGCGUUGGCUGGAAAGCAAACGUGUUGCAAAGGUGAUGGCCGCAUCGAGAUUGGGUAAUAAGGUACGCGACAAGCUCAAAAAGAAGAAACAAAAGGAGCAGAAACAGCAGGAGCUUGAAAAGGAAGCCUCGAAAGAGCAAUCUCCAGAACCGCCGAAGGAACCAGAAAUUGCACCUAACGUUGAGGUGGGGUCAGUUGAACAUUACAAAGAAUUGGUGGCAAAUGCUGGGGCAUCUGUGUCAAAGGAAAAAGAUAGAGCAGAUGCAGUCGCCAAUAAUGCUGAAUAGACGGGGAUCGAAGCCCUGAUAUGAUUAUCAAGUGGAAACUUUUCAAUCUUUGCGGACAGCUAAUUGUCGGAAAAGAAUUAGGUUUGCGAGAAAAUGUCGAUGGAUGAGUUCGAUUGAAGCUCAUGAAGUAAUCGCUGGCCCUCUAAAUUAAAUCCCCGGGAAAAUACGUGAUGGUUCCAAGAAGUGCCGGAAGCAUUAAGUGAGGAGGUUAUUUUAAUUAUUUCUACGAAAUGUGCCAGCUGAAUUUUUGAAGCCUGUUCCCGCAGAGAGAAUGCUCUCGCGGUGCGGAACUCUUGGCGGUACUGCCAUUGAAAGAUGUAUUUAUUUAUUAUUGGUGAAAUAAAACGAUUUUAUUUAAUGUAAA